Molecule: messenger RNA, 1368 nt
Organism: Nicotiana attenuata
Lineage: Eukaryota; Viridiplantae; Streptophyta; Magnoliopsida; Solanales; Solanaceae
Product: MATH domain and coiled-coil domain-containing protein At3g58250-like
Exons: 4
Coding region: 80-505 (141 amino acids)
Molecular function (GO): protein binding
Source: RefSeq, a predicted model, not a curated record
UCCACGGUAUCACAAGAAACGAGGAGACUAAAGUCGCUAAAGUCUAUUCCCGUCGGCAAGUUUCUUCUUUCUCUUCAACAUGGCGCCGGUUUCUGCAGAAGAAGUUAACGUUGGAAAUAGAGAUGCAUCACCAGUUCGUUACUUGUUGAAGUUUGAAUCUUUUUCUGUACUCUCAACGAAUGGUAUAAACAAAUAUGAAUCAAGUGUCUUCGAGUCCUGCGGCUACAAAUGGAAACUGAUCAUAUAUCCUGAUGGAGAUGUAGAAGAUGGACAUGAUCAUAUUUCUGUAUAUUUGGCCAUUGCCGAGACAAGCUCUUUACAGGCUGGUUGGGAGGUGAAUGCCACAUUUAGCUUCUUGAUAUUUGAUCAAAUUCAUGACAAUUAUCUUAUAAUGAGAGGAAGCUUUUGCUUUAUCCUACAGGCAAUGCUGAUCAAAGGAACAAUAGCAUAUCAAUAUACCUUGUAUCAGUUGAUGCUGGAAGUUUUGAUCGCCAAAAGAGGAUGAAGGCAAAAUUUAGCAUUUCUGUUAAAGACCAGAUAAGUGGUGAACAUAAUAAGCGCGGUGGUACAUUCUUUUGUUCCUUAAUUAAUUUGUUCAACUUUUGUUAAUUCCUGUAUUGGUAGGUAAUAUGCUUUAUAGAAGGAGCAUUAUUUACCUUAUGAGUUUAUCUUUGAGGAACUUCCACAAGUUCCUUAUUUUGUUCAGGAAAGGAAAAAUAAAACGAGUACGAACAAUUAAUGAAGUCUUUGUUUUCAGGGUUGAGUUUGAUUGAAUGAUCACUAUACUCAAACUUUUGUAAGGAUUCAGGCUCAUCUAGUAAAUAGCUAACAACUUUUCUACUUGUACUGGUUUAGUUUUCGUCGAUUAUUUAGGUAACUGGUUUAUGAAGGAUCAGAAGCUCCUCUCUCUUUUUCUCUUUUGAGUAGUUUGACGUUCUUUUGCAGAUACAUCGCAUUGGUUUUCAGCUGCUCAUGAAGACGACUGGGGUUUUACAGCAUUCAUGCCGCUACAUGAAUUCAAGAAUCCUAAAGGCUACCUUGUUGAGGACUGCUGCAUUGUGGAAGCAGAUGUUUCUAUAAUUGGUGCUGUCAAUAGUUUAACCUAAUCCUUCAUCUAUGAUCCAAAAAUGCUGCUAUCUUGUGAAACAUCUCCUUUGGAUGCAUGCAAUUCAUUUCCACAGCAAGUUGAUGUUAACUUGUUAAGUUGCAUAUGAGUUUGGUCAAAAGAUGGCAGGAACUUAGCCUAAUGCAUCUGAUAUAUACAUGCGGUUCAGCUAUUCUCUAAUUUUAUACUAUCUGAUUUCAUUGUCUAUCAAAUUUUUUGAGUUUGAUUACAUGACACUUGUCUUAACUUGUUUCAUUCAAAGU